UCAGUCCGCACCGGGUUCCCGAACGGACUGGCGCGUCGCGUACGCAGCCUCGUCCCUCGACACGUUUUCGUCAAACACUCGGUUAGUUUGUACGCCGUAUAAAGCUGACCGCCGAUCGAAUUGCGAGAAUUUAUCGUUCACGUUUCGACGCUCGGACCCGAAAUUCGAAUCAGACGUGUCCACUGCGCCAUGCUCCGGAUAUUCGUUCGUUCGCGUCAAACUAUGGAUGACAGAUUUUAGUUAAGGUACGAGAAACGCGGCGCGUAGAAAUUCGUUAUCCUUGCGAUCCGUCACCUACCGGAAUUUCAACCGGUAUUCGAUCGCAUGGUUUGUCACGACAAAACACCGCUGCACCUGCUUCGCCGAUGCAAAUUAUACCGUGACAACUUUGGAAGAAAUUUGAUCGGAUUCACCUGUUUUCGCGCGAUUUUUUGGGAAAUUUUUACCACGUCGGAGCAGUUUUCCGCACGUUGCGCGGGAUUUUUUGCAUCGCUUUUUUUUUGUUUUUUUUUUUGUUUUCUUUUAAAUAUUUUCCGAGCGCACUGACUCGAACCAGUCAGUUCAGUGAUGAUGUUGUGUCCGCUCGGACUGAUUGGAUACACUAGCAGCGGUCGUUCGUUCGUCGAACAACAAAUUGCCUAUUUAAUGAUGAAAUAACGAUUGCGUUUAUUAUUACUUUGGAAUGUACGUAACCUAUGGAACCUCCGUAAAUUACGACAUCGGGAUCCCGUGGAUACUCAUCGCGUCCCAUUAGAAUACUCUUGUCAUUCGUGUUUUUCUUUUCUAUUUUCAAUCACAGAGUACACGGUGUUUUAUGGUUCGCCAUAGAUUGCGUACCGCUCAACCGAGCCGGUGAUAAAAUCGAGGAAAAAAGGUGCUUCCGAUCGUCUUCGCGGCGAAGGCAAAAAAAAAAAAAAAAUCGUCGCACUCCGACAUUCGAAAAAGGGAGGAGGAAAGUCAAUCCGAUGAUCGGAUCAUCGCGAACGCGAUCUGGUAUCCGAAUCGUCGUGAUUGAUUUUUCUUCGUUUCGUCGCUUAAUUUCGAACCCCGGAUAUUCGAACGUAUAUAUGUAGUUCGAUACCCGAGGUGUGUGCGCGUUCCAUGAAUUAGACGGAUUUGCACGUGACGCGCGUUUCAGCGAAGCUCGAAAGACUCUGGGGAAUCGAUAUAAGCUCUGCACUUACCGCGGCGAUACCGAUACCCGGUGAAGUAAGAAGAAGGAAGAAUUCGAUCCCCCGUUGCGUGUGCUUCGAGAGAUAUUCAUGUUCUACGUGUCGUUUGUAAAACGAACGAUCGAGCAGAUUUGUCGCGCGUUAAUCAAUACACGCAGUGAACAUAUUCAUUCUGGAUUAUAAAGAGAGCUGUUCCUCCACCGGAAGUGGAACGGUCUGGGAUACUUCGUUUCGUCAACUUCCAUCCACACGGCCGUAACCAUGUCCGCCUGCGCGAAACGGCAUGUCAAGGAGCCCGGAGGCUCAGGGACCCUUUAGACGAGGGGUCAGGCCAUCCCCUACGACCAAAGGAUCCGCCGCACCGUCCACUCCACGAUCACAAUCAAAGUCCAGCACAAGGCCUCCCCCAAGGACGGCGGCUGGGCUACCGUCAGGCGCUCGGAAAGACCCACUUUUGACAAUAUUCGGUCCCAGAAAACCUCUGAACAGAAACGUUAUCAAUUACAUCAAUAAUAACAACAGUAACAACAACAACAACGUUAACAGAUCGAAAUCAAGGGACAGAGGUCAGCAGACGCACCAGGGAAGUCACCCUGGAGCCGGCGGAGGGGGCCAGGGCCAGGGCCCUUUGAGGCAAGCCUCGAGUGCCUCCUCCUUGGAGGGGAAGCCGACCGCCGUCUCGAGGGCCACCAAGGGUGGUCACGUAUCGGGGGGAGGAGGAAACAAGGCCGCGAGGAUGCAGGAGCUGGAGAGAGAGGUCGAGGCCCUCAACAGGGACCGGGCCACUCUGGAAGCCAACCUUCAAGAGGCUGCAGCCGCGGCACACCAGCUUCAUCAACUGCGUUCGGAGCUUAACGAGGUCAAGGAGCAGCAUAGUUCGGAGAUAAAUAGGCUGACAGAAGAAAACUCCAAUCUCCGAGCACGUUUAAGAGACGUGACACAUUCUCCAUUAUCAGAUUCUGAAAAGCAGCAAAUUUUAUUGGACGCUUCAAGACUGCAUAAUUCAGCUCCAGCAUCCAUUGCUAUCACCCAAGAAGAUGGCUCUCCAGCUGUUGCCACGGAAAACACAUGUUCAACACCUGAUUGGGACAAACAUAGUUCCAGUUCAAUGUCUGAAGUAUCUGUCGCUUGUUUACAGGAUAGAAUCCUACAAAUGGAAGAAACACAUUAUAGUACAAACGAAGAAUUACAAGCCACAAUCCAGGAACUUAGUGACUUACAGGCUCAAUUGUCGGAGCUCCAAUCUGAUAACGAAAGAUUAACCGAAGAAAAAGGUGUCCUUCUGGAAUCUCUUUGCAGGCAAACAGAAAAAUUAGAGGAUUCAAGGUCCAAAGUAGACACAUUGCAGGGGUUACUAUUACGGGAGGAACAACCGGAGGAAACGCCUCAUGGCUACAAUACAGAGCGAGAGCAAAAGCUUGUUGAUUUGCUAAAGAGUGCCCAAGAGGAGCGGGAAUCGCUUCUACAAAAGCUAGAGGAACUCACCUCAGAAUUGAAAAGUCUUAGAUCUACGGCUGAAGCAUCUACCACAGAGACUGAACGGCUCACAAAACGUGUUCAUUUAUUAGAAUCUACCGUAGAUGCAACAAAUGCAGAGCGUAAACAACUAGAUGCUGAACUCGUUGAAGCAAGGCAGGAAGGCUCAAGUCGCACCAUCGAAAUAAGCAGGCUAGCAACGUUGUUAGAAAAUGCCAGAGCCAAAAUUGAAGAGUUAGAACAGACGAGACAACUAGAAAGUAAGAGUGAAGCUGAUGAAUUGCUAGAUGCUGCGAGGCGAGAGAAAGAUACGCUUGAAACACAGGCUGCUGCCUUACAGGAACAGUUGGCUAGAUCACAUUGUGAUCACGAUAGAUUAAAAGAUCAAUACUCACAACUCCAGGAAGAGUGUAAAGUCAUUCGUAAUAAUGCCAAAUCAGCAAUCAGUGAUUUAGAAUAUCAGCUAUCGCAAUUGAAAGAAGAGCGAAAUUCUCUGAGUACGGAACUACAAUUGGUCAGAGAUACUUUGGCCGAACUGCAAGCUCAGUGUCAGCGGCAUUUAGAAGACAAACGCGAAUUGAAAGCAGCUUUGAGUGAAUCACAACGCCGGGCAAACGAUGUUGAGUCUACGAAAGCUGAUUUAGAAUCUGCUUUGGAAGAUGAAAAACGGCUGAGGCAAGAAGAAAGUACAGAGUGGGAACAAUUUCAGACCGACUUGUUGAUGACCGUUCGUGUUGCCAACGAUUUCAAAACAGAAGCUCAAAGUGAACUUGAAAGAGUUGUAAUGGAGAACAAGACUCAGAGAGAUAAGCUCCGAGCUCUAGAAGCGCAGCUGGAUAAACUAAAUAAGGGGCUUUCCACUGACCACACUGGGAGGGCAACGGUUGAUCAGGUAGCCACUGAGACACUAACGGCACCAGAUGCCUUGUUUGAAAGAAGUGCCAUUAGUGCUUUGCUGAAACGUGGCCGUACUUUGCCAAAAGUACGUCCAGAAAUAAGAAAGGCCAUUUCUGAAUCAAAUAUUAAUGAACUGAAUAUGCAAGAAAAUGCUACACAAACAAACAAUCCAAUUAGGAAAACUUAUCCUGGUAUAUCCAUGCCAAAAGCAGAUAUUGAGGAUCUCCUUGAUCGGGAAUACUUGUACUCGCGACCACAGAUAUCCAAUGUAGUGUCACCGUUGAAAGAUGAGGAAAAAGAUGAGUUACGUCAACUUAAACAAGAAUUGUUGAGAGAACCCAUGUAUGUGAACAGCGAACUAAAAUCUGAUCAUGAGACGGAAAUUUCUCUACAAGAAGACAAAGGCCCUUUGAAAGCAGAUUAUCCGAAAUUGUACAAACUAUCUAUGUCAUCAAAAUUGAAAGAAAAUCCUGUUCUGAAAGAAAUCACAGCAAUUCAGAGCUCCCAAGGCGAUUCAUAUGGGAUCAAUAUUUCAAACAGCCAAUUUUAUGUCCCAAAAAAUUACGUUUUCUCUGAUACAGAAUGUGCAAUGGAUGAUUUGAUGUUCGAAGUUGAUCCAGAAAUGAUCAAUCUAUUGAGAAAAAGCAAGUGUGAUGUAGACACACAAUCUCAAGGAAAGUCGUAUAAUUCGGCAAUGAAAACUGACCUGGGUGGCACUUUGUUAUUAGAUGCAACAAGUUACAAACAUACUGUAAACAAUUCUCUGGAUCAAGAUAAUUGUAAGAAACCUGGUGUGUAUGACCUUGAAACAAGUCUGAUGAACCUACCAAGUACCAAAAUAGUGGCAAAUUCUGCUGGAAUUACACAAGUGGAAGACAAACCGCAAAUACACAACCAUCACGUAGAUAAUCAUGUGACCCAACCACACAACUCCGGUCCAAACAAAACAAUGAAUCAUUCACCUGAGGUUGAUUGCAAUUCUCUAAAUGACACAAAUUCAUUGCAAAUGAUGGUUAAUUUGGAUCCUAGCAGCCAUGCUUUGAAACCCCAGAUAGACCAGAAUCCAGAACGACAUACUUCACUCAUUUCAACAAAAGAAAAAGAAAAGUUAGAAACUUAUAAUUCAAGAGAAAACAAUGUGUCCAUGUCAGAAAAAGAAAUCCAACCUAUUAGUAAAAUAGUCGAUUCUGUAAUUGAUGAUCUAACAUACCGAUCAAUUCCAAGAAGUUCGAAGCGCAAGUUGUACGGAAAAAAAAUUUCAUCCUCUGCUGAGGAUAUUAAUAAAGUUCGUUUGACCGAAAAGAUUUAUGAAAGUUUAUCGGAUUUUUAUAGCGGUUAUAACAGUGAAAAUGAAAUUAGAGCCGAUGCUGAAACCGAGCAUGAUGAAAGAAAUUCGAGUGCAGCAUUUGAAGAUACAGAAAAAUCAAAAUUGAAUACUAACGUACCAGUUGUGAUGGAAUCAACCAGUGCUACAGCCCCUGAUGAAAAUGAUUCGAUGAGCCCUUUGUACGACAAUGUGCGAUACGUUAGCAAUGUAGCUGCAAAAAACAUAUCAAUUGAAAACCCAAACCCUGAUUUAAUAAUCGCUCCAAGAAUUUAUACACUGAAAAGUCGGUAUGACAAAGUCAUCCCCAAAGAUCCGAUUCCUUCACCGAGGCAAAAUUUAUCCGGAAUAUCUGAUGAUGUAACUCUUCGAACAAAGGGAGUAGUGAACAAACAAAAUCGGCCCCAUACUUUCGUGAAUUUUCCAACUGUGAAAACUGAUAAACAUGGUACUACAAGGCAAAGUAGCUUAGGAUUGCAUCCAGUUUUGGAGGCUGAUGAAAGCUCCAGAUCCUCAGCAAAGAAUAAAACUUUAAUCAACACCAUGCUAGCAAGGGACAAAAGUUCAUACCAAGAAAACAUGAUUCUGCGCUCUCGCCAAAGACGCAUGGAAUCACAAAACGAUAAUCAUAAACAAACCAACGUUGAUGAUCAGCCAUUGAAGGAUGUAAUAAAGGAGUCACCGUCUUCCAUUUCUGAGAACCUUAAUAGAAUACCAUCUGCAGUUUCUUCCACCAGAUUCAAGUUAUCAAAGUCUGAUCCAUCAAAUGAGAACUUACUACCCAAGAAUAGUGACCUUCCUGACAUCGGCAAAACUCAAUCAACAUUAAUCAACGCUAGAUUCUACGACCUUCCAGAAGGAGUUUAUGGCAAAAUCAUUACCAGUCCCAAAUCUGUUUCCGAAGUUCAACAAAAAUAUGAAAACUUAGCAAAACAGAGUCAAGUUUCUGUUGGCACAGCAAAAAGCAUCGAUAACAGUAGUAAAAAUAAGUUGACUACACCUAUUGUCAAAGUGGAUCAAAACCGUAUUGUCGACAAACAAUCUAAAACUGCUGAUAGUUCAAAUCGAAAUUGGACGAAGAGUAAUAAUGGGUAUAUGAAAAGUGAAGAAAAUUUUGAAACGAUACCAAAGUUGCCAGUCUCUCCUCCUCCGAUAAAAUCAACAGAUGUUAUCGAUACAAGUUUUGCCUGGGAGAGCGAUAUUGAAAGAAUUUCCAUUCCACCAUCAGCAAAAGUUACUCCAAGUGGGUCAGAGUUCCAACAUUCGUCCACAUUAUUAGCACAUAGUAAAUGUGGAACUAUUGUCGAAGAGCCUGAAGUAGAACUUAGAGCUAAACGUAGUCCACCAGUGGUACAUAUUCGUCCUUGGAUUUCAGCAAUUGCGUUUAACCCUAAUCAGAAAGCCAUGCCUCCACCACCAAGACCACCUACCACUCCAACUGAUACACAACAAAGUGUGUUGACCAGUGUAACACAAGAAAUGGCUGCUCGCCGUAAAGCUAAUAUUUCAAGACAAGAUUCUAGGCUCAGUGUAAAGUGUCUCAUUGAGAGCAUCGAAAAUGCUACCAAACAAGCAAAGGCUGCUGGGCUUGCCGACAAUAGUGGACCUGGAAGCCGUAGCAGUUCUACGUCGUCCUUAAAUUCAAUAGGGACGAACGAAGUUAUCUCACUAAAAGCUCCACUCCGUGAUCAACAACAAACAAAUAAUCUAAUUUGUCCUGUGAAUACCACAAAUAACAACAAGACCCAACCGACGAAUGCAAGAAAAGUUCUUUCAGAGACAAAAUCAGUACCAGUUGUGCUCAGUCCUGGAGAGCUGCUAGAUUCAGCAGCUCUAAACGCUAAAGCAAUCGAUUUUGUUAGACGUAACAGCGUCACAGACUUAAGUGAGCGUAAAGAUCCACUAUGUGGACUGGUGAAAAAUGGAGGCUCUAAGAGGAAUGCACUUUUGAAGUGGUGUCAGAAUAAGACCGUCGGUUACCGCAACAUCGAUAUCACAAAUUUUAGCAGCUCGUGGAAUGAUGGACUGGCCCUAUGCGCUAUACUACAUUCGUACCUACCUGACAGGGUUCCUUAUGAUUCCCUUUCGCCAAAUGAAAAAAGACGAAAUUUCUCUAUUGCAUUUUCUGCUGCUGAAAGUGUUGGAAUACCCACGACUCUGAAUAUUGGAGAUAUGUGUCAACUGGAGCGACCUGACUGGCAACAGGUGAUGUCGUAUGUAACCAGUAUUUACAAGCACUUUGAGACGUAAAAAAGUGAGAAAAAACCACUUCAUCCUAAGAAUGCGUUGUAUUCAGUCCAAAACAUUCUGGAUCUUUGGAUCUAGGUACACUGUGUAGCAUGUAACCACUAUUUGGUAACCGUGCAAAUCAAAUCAUAAAUACGAACAAGAAGAAGAUAGGACCAUCAGUGUUAUGCGGCAGUGACUACCGGCAGGCUACAUGCAAGCAUCUAGUCAACUCAACCCAAGAGUGUCGAUUACAGAGGGAGUGCCACGUCGCUGGGAAAAUUAGAUCAAAAAAUAUUCAGUUGAUGUUUGUGCAAAUACACUUUAUCUAUUUGUUUUUUCUCCCCCAAACACUUGACGUUACUUUAUAGUCGUUGAAACAAUUUUGUUUCAAUUUUUGGAUUUUUGUGACAAAAGGCAUGUUCUUCGAAAGUAAAUGACCUGCAAAAUGUUGGUUCAUGAACCAAGGAUUGAAAUAAUCUCUUCUAAUAAUAUUGUUUGAGUCUAACGCUUCUUCGUUAUGCUCUUAGGUCAAACCUAUCUGCCGUUUUAGAAAAAUGCGUUUACUUUUUUUUUUUUUAAUUGUUCAUCACUUGUAUAUAUACAUAAGCUACGUUUCACCUGUGUGAUACUUUCUUUAAUGAUACGAAGUUUGAUCGGGUAUUUGUUACUUUCGUUUGGAAUCGGACAGUUCUUCUACUUUGAAGCAAAUUUUAGGAUGAAGACUGGUUAUGUUUCUUGAUUCUGUAAUGUUAUUUGAAAAUACCAUGUUUUGUCCUUUUUAUUUCAAUUACUUUUAUGCAUUUUUGAAAAUGUUAAUUAUAAUUCUGUUACGAAUUUUCAUGCAUUACAUCAAGUAAAUAGAUUUUAUGAUCGGUUUCAAUGAUGACAAACAGAGUGAAAUAGAUAUUAGCAUGAUUUAGAGGUGCGUCAUCGAUGCAAGCACAUUCUUGCCCGAGGAAUUGAAAGAUCUAACUAAAAGGAUGAAAAAAAUGAAUAUCGAAUUGACGUAUCCAGUCUUCUGUACGAAAAUGGACCUGUAAGACCAUUUGGUUGUUCUAUUUUAAACUUGUUUGUAUCCUGUUGCAUAACAGUUAUUAUGUCGCAUUAGAUAGUCAGUAUAUCUUAGAGCCGAAUGAAACUAUGAAGAUGAUGUACUGCACCAGAGAGUCGAUUAUUUAAUGAAAGCAACAUAAUUAAAGGGAGCCCUUCCUUGUGGAAGGUAUCGCUCCUACAUGAGACUGAGAACAUAACGAUAUAAAUAUAUAUAACAUUACUGUAUUAUAAUGGAUCCUCACACUGAUCAUUACCUACUAUAAUUAAUAUGUGUAUAAAAAAAAUAUGUCCACGUUGUCGCUUUUUGCCUACUUUUAUAUAAUGAUAAUACGAAAUUAAAAGCAGGUUUGCAAAUAUUUUUAAUAUUUUUGAACUAAACGAAUUUCAAACAAAUAACCUCGAGUGCUUGUGUGCAAGUUUGCGUAUGUAUAUCUUGUGUUUCAUGUCAUGUUGAGUAUUUUUCUAUCUUCCACUGUUAACUUAGAAUAAAUUAUAUCAUAAUACCACUAAUUAUUUUCAGAGGAUACUUACUAUACAUUGCAACCCUGUCAUUUGUGUAAAGUCUUUUGUAUAUGAAUUAUCCUAAGUUAAUAUACCUAAUUUAUUGUAAUUCACUUAGUUUGACAAUGUCAAGCGGCGUGUCUAAAUAGCAAGCUCAUUUCGAUUUCAUAGGACUACAUGAAUAACUUGAUUAGAAAAUGCUAAGUUCUCUGUGAUAUAGCAACAUAGCCCCUAAACAGAGAGAAUUAUAUCGACAAUACAAAAUAAUAAAAAUGAGUAAUAAUUA
Athalia rosae (coleseed sawfly) is the source of this 8938-nucleotide messenger RNA. RefSeq names its product cytospin-A. Gene Ontology annotation, biological process: actin cytoskeleton organization. Lineage: Eukaryota; Metazoa; Arthropoda; Insecta; Hymenoptera; Athaliidae. Bases 1456 to 7119 code for a protein of 1887 amino acids. Gene Ontology annotation, molecular function: protein binding. The record is from RefSeq and is a predicted model, not a curated record. Gene Ontology annotation, cellular component: filamentous actin; microtubule organizing center. The transcript is spliced from 14 exons.